Molecule: messenger RNA, 1107 nt
Organism: Lathyrus sativus (Indian pea)
Lineage: Eukaryota; Viridiplantae; Streptophyta; Magnoliopsida; Fabales; Fabaceae
Source: the annotation of a GenBank genome assembly
AUGGAAAUCACCGAUGAUCACGUUCCUCUUCUUACUCCUUACAACAUGGGCAAAUUCAAUCUUUCUCAUAGAGUAGUGUUAGCACCGUUGACCAGAUCUAGAUCCUACAACAACGUUCCUCAACCUCAUACUAUACUCUAUUACUCUCAAAGAGCCUCUAAUGGAGGUCUUCUCAUAUCAGAAGCUACCGGUGUUUCUGAAACUGCUCAAGGCUAUCCAAACACGCCAGGUAUAUGGACAAAAGAGCAAGUGGAAGCAUGGAAACCCAUUGUAGAUGCUGUUCAUGCAAAAGGUGGUAUUUUCUUUUGUCAACUUUGGCAUGUUGGAAGAGUUUUUGAUUCUGUUUAUCAAUCUAAUGGACAAACACCAGUAUCUUCUACUGAUAAAAUACUCAAUCCGAAAAUUGGAAAUGAUGGUAAUGUAAUGUCACAAUUCAUACAACCGAGGAGGCUAAGAACAGAAGAAAUUCCUCAUAUUGUCAAUGAUUUUAGACUUGCUGCAAGAAAUGCUAUUGAAGCUGGUUUUGAUGGGGUUGAGAUCCAAGGAGCUAAUGGGUACCUACUUGAGCAAUUUAUGAAAGAUAAAGUGAAUGAUAGAACAGAUGAAUAUGGCGGGUCUCUUGAGAAUCGUUGUCGAUUUGUUUUGGAAGUUGUUGAAGCUGUUGUGAAUGAGAUAGGUGGAGAAAGAGUUGGAAUAAAAUUAUCACCAUUUUCAGAAACUGGAGAGUGUGGAGACUCAAAUCCUAAAGCAUUGGGGUUUUAUAUGGUUGAUGCUAUUAAUAAAUAUGGUGUUUUGUAUUGUCAUAUGUUGGAACCGAGAAUGGACAUUGUUGAUGAAAAUACUGAAUGUGUUUACAGCUUGGAGCCAAUGAGAAAAGCUUUCAAUGGAACUUUCAUGGUUGUGGGAGGCUAUGACAGACAAGAUGGGAUCAAUGCUAUAGUUGAAAAUAGGGCAGAUCUUGUUGCGUAUGGUCGUUGGUUCAUAUCUAAUCCAGAUUUGCAAAAGAGAUUUGCACUUGAUGCUCCUCUAAACAAGUAUAACGAGGAAACAUUCUACACUUUUGAUCCAGUUCUCUACUAUACCGACUACCCUUUUCUGGAAGGGUGA